CCUUACCCAAUACUCAACUAAAUAAAGUUGACUUGGAAGACUCUCUCAUUGCACCUCUUAUGCUUCAAUGGUUCCUGGCCCAUUUCCUGUAUCAUUUGAAGACUCUGGGAAAAAGGGCUGCUGUUGUCUCUCUUUGGAUGAGAGUAUCUUCUCUGCCUUGAUAUAGUUAAAUAUAAUCUUCCGUCUGCGAGCACGAUAAGGAAUUUGUUGUAAUGGCUUCUUCUUCUUCACUACGUCUUAGAAAUGACAACAGCGCAAACAGUCCUAAAAACAGUAACAUGGACAUUGCUGAGGAGGUCACUGUAAUGGUAAUCGAUGACAGCCCAAACAAUCCUAACUGUAGCAGCAUCAAUAUGGCGCAGGAUACUGAUGAAAAUGUUUCAGCGGUUUUAUCUUCAUCUUUGCCAAGGACUAGCAGCUCCGAAUUCGGUCAGUUGGAACUGUACAAAGCUGUGCUUCACAAGUAUUGGAGAAUAAUCCACGAUUAUUCUCCGCCCGGUUCGGAACAGAUGAUUCCCGAAUUCUUCACAUAGCAGUUGAGUUAGGAGA
This is a messenger RNA of Vitis riparia (riverbank grape), 549 nucleotides long. RefSeq lists its product as uncharacterized. The record is from RefSeq and is a predicted model, not a curated record. Lineage: Eukaryota; Viridiplantae; Streptophyta; Magnoliopsida; Vitales; Vitaceae. The transcript has 3 exons. The coding region runs from base 213 to 533 and encodes 106 amino acids.